This is a messenger RNA of Selaginella moellendorffii, 3065 nucleotides long. RefSeq names its product cleavage and polyadenylation specificity factor subunit 3-I. Gene Ontology annotation, molecular function: RNA binding; RNA endonuclease activity; 5'-3' exonuclease activity. NCBI's taxonomy places the organism in Eukaryota, Viridiplantae, Streptophyta, Lycopodiopsida, Selaginellales, Selaginellaceae. The transcript is spliced from 9 exons. Gene Ontology annotation, biological process: mRNA 3'-end processing by stem-loop binding and cleavage. The record is from RefSeq and is a predicted model, not a curated record. Gene Ontology annotation, cellular component: mRNA cleavage and polyadenylation specificity factor complex. Bases 18 to 2051 code for a protein of 677 amino acids.
CUUUUGGUCUCGCGACGAUGCUGAAGAGAAAGGAUUCGAUGGCGAGGAACGAGGGCGAGAAGAUGGAGAUUAUGCCUCUGGGAGCUGGAAGCGAGGUCGGCCGAUCGUGCUGCCACAUGACUUACAAGGGAAAGACGAUUCUGUUCGACUGUGGAAUCCAUCCCGGGUACACUGGAAUGGCCGCGUUGCCGUAUUUCGAUGAGAUUGAUCCGUCGACAAUCGACGUGCUGUUAGUAACUCACUUUCAUCUCGAUCACGCGGCCUCGCUUCCAUAUUUUCUGGAGAAGACCACAUUCAAAGGCCGAGUGUUCAUGACACACGCAACCAAAGCCAUUUACAAGCUUUUGCUCACGGACUAUGUCAAGAUCAGCAAAGGGUCUGUCGAAGACAUGCUGUAUGACGAGCAAGACGUGCUGAAAACCAUGGACAAGAUCGAGGUUAUAGACUUUCACCAAACUAUGGAGGUGAAUGGGAUACGCUUCUGGUGCUACACCGCGGGACAUGUCCUCGGGGCAGCGAUGUUCAUGGUGGAUAUAGCCGGUAUCCGGGUCUUAUACACAGGAGACUACUCCAGAGAAGAGGAUCGCCACCUCAAAGCCGCGGAAAUGCCAGAGUUUUCUCCAGACGUCUGCAUCAUAGAGUCGACUUAUGGCGUUCAGAUUCAUCAGCCGCGACACGUCCGGGAGAAGAGGUUUACGGAGACUAUAGCACAAACCGUGUCUCACGGAGGCAGAGUUCUCAUUCCGGCUUUCGCUCUAGGACGAGCACAGGAGCUUCUGUUGAUUCUAGACGAGUACUGGGAGGCUCACCCGGAGCUGCAACACAUCCCGAUCUACUAUGCUUCACCGCUAGCCAAGAAGUGCAUGGCGGUCUAUCAGACUUACAUCAAUUCCAUGAACGACAAGAUCAAGUCUCAGUACGAGAACUCGAAUCCCUUCAACUUCAAGCAUAUCUCUCCUCUCAAGAGCAUCGAGCAGUUCGAAGAUGUCGGGCCUUCGAUUGUUAUGGCUAGUCCAAGCGGUUUGCAGAGCGGGCUCUCUCGUCAGCUAUUCGACCGCUGGUGUCAGGACAGGAAGAACGCUUGCGUGAUACCGGGUUACGUUGUGGAAGGGACACUUGCAAAGACUAUACUCAACGAGCCGAAGGAAGUUGCCCUCGUCAGUGGCCUCGUAGUUCCGCUCAACAUGAGGGUGGUGUACAUCUCUUUUUCGGCACACGCGGACUUUGCUCAGACCAGCGCCUUCUUAGGGGAACUAAGGCCUCCGCACAUUGUUCUCGUUCAUGGAGAGCAGAACGAGAUGGGCCGUCUAAAGGUCAAGUUACAGGCGCAGUUUGCAGAACAAAACGUCAAGAUAAACUCGCCAAAGAACUGCCAACCCGUGGAGUUUUUUUUCAAAGGAGAGAAAGUUGCAAAGGCUGUUGGUAGGCUGGCGGAGAAAACACCAGACGAGGGGGGCGCAGUGAGCGGCCUGCUGAUCAAGAAGAGCUUCACGUACCAGCUGAUGGCUCCGGACGACCUUCAUGUUUACACACAGCUUUCCAGGGGCAGCAUCCAGCAGAGGCUCUCAGUCCCAUACGACGGCGCAUUUGUUGUGCUGCGACACAGGAUUGAGCAGAUGUACGACGGCGUGGAACACGUUACAAAGGCCGAGAGCCAGACACUGAGGAUCCAUGACAAGGUGACGAUUUCUCAGGAGUCAAACGAGCAUGUGGUCCUCCAGUGGGUGUCCGAUCCAGUGAGCGACAUGAUAGCGGAUUCAAUAAUUGCGAUCAUCACGAAGAUGGAUCCUCGCUUGCUGACGGACGCCAAUGGUCUGCCGAAGAUUGAGGAGGAUCUUACGGUUGUCCAGUCGCUGCUCACGUCUUUGUUUGGAGACGUCAAAGUAGACGAGGAAGGGAAGAAGCUCGUGAUUUCUGUGGACGGAGUUGCUGCCACUGUGGACUACACCAGCCGCAGCGUCGAGUGUGACGACGACAAUCUCAAAGAACGCAUCAAAUCUGCUCUUCACAGAAUGCAUAAUGUUCUACACCCUCUGGCGAUUGAAAGCUGAUCCAACACACCUGGUCCUUCAUGUGCUCGGUACGUUUUGUGAUCAUCAUCGCAGCAACAAAAUCCAUGACUUUUAAGUCUGGAGUUAUGCGCCCGACCCCGACUUGCCGACUUUUUAAGAUCUGGCAUGGUAUCGUUUCUUACUCAACCGGCACCUUUCACCAUCUGUGCAAGAUCAUAAGCUCGUCGUUGCUGACCUGUGUUGAUGUUCUCGACAAGUGUUUUUUAUAUUCGAAGAGGUGGGGAAUUAUGCUUACAACCACAAACGACUGCCGCUGCACUGGUGUUUCACACUACUCCAGAUUAAAAGAUAAAAAAACGAAGGAAAAGCGCAGUGUUGGCGCGUUGGUUUCCACCACCAUCGCAUGGACUGCGGACUGGAAACUCUCGUGAAGCCCAUGAAGUGGAAUCCGACGGCAUUCAGGCGUCGUCUAGUGGAGUUACAGGUAACUUUCUUCCCACCUAGCAAUGUUCCAGCAGAUGCUUCGCUUUUGGAUCCUCCGAUUUGGGGCCCCGGAAUGUAGGAGUGCGUUCCGCGACGCGGUCAGAGCGAUAUCCGGAAGACUGGACGGACGGCUUUUCUUUUCCACAGGAAAGAAAUCGUAGCGAGCACAGCACAAGAGGUUCUCUCUAUAAUGGUAGAGAUGCCAGAAGCUCCAGAGGGACUGCCAGGAGGUAUAAUUUUUGGAGCAGUGGCACUGUGGCAGUAGCUCACAGGGCAGGCCAGGCCAACAAGGAAAGCAUCUGUGUUGGAAAUGACGCUGAAAGGAUUGGAUUUAUUCCUUCGUGCUCGAGCACAUGGAUGAAAGAGGUCGACGGGUAUGGAAAAAAGAAGAUGGGAUCGAUCUGGAAGUUUGGGAGAGAGGAUAAAAAGAUAUCAUACUACUACUUCAGAGUACAUUAUAGUUACGUCUAAAGAUAUUCUUCCAUUCCAGACAGACAAAGAAGGGAUUGUGCUUUGCUUGGAGAGAGAUCCUUUGGGAAAGAUUCGAACCGGCGACCUCGGCGCUAGCAA